GUGCCAUAAAACUCAUCUCUUCCUUCCUUCCUUUGUUUAACAGAUUACUGAGUGGAAGAGAGAGAAAGUGAGAGAGGAGAGAGAGAGAGAGGGGUUGUGAUGGGAAACCACAAGUUUAAAUUAUCAGAUAUGAUGCCCAAUUCCUGGUUUAGCAAGUUGAAAGACAUGAGCAAACCCAGAAAAAAGCAAUCCAAGAAGAAAAAACAACAAAAACAACCCCCAUUUGCUGCUUCUUCUCCACCAGCAAAAAAUUUUACAGAGCCCUCAAAGCCAAAGCUGCAACUGCCCCACCACCUCCACUACUCCCCAAGACAGUCUUACUACUUCACAAGAGAGCUCACCUCCCCUGCGCCUGCCCCAUCUCACGGAUGCCCCACCUCCUCCGCCCCCACCAAUGACCCACCACCAAAAAAAUCCAACAGACAAAAACCGAGGAACAGAACUACCACCUUUCCCUCCUCCGAUCCCAACCUCCGAACUUCCUCUGUUUCCGCCGGCUGCGGCUGCCACUCCACCACCGUUGAAUCCGUCUGGACUAGAUCCCAAUCCCCACCUGGGACAUGGUCGUCUUCCUCCUUCGACAGCUCUCCAGACCCGCCGUCAGAGACGGAGUUUCUCGACGACGACGGUGAGCCUGAAUUCCGGUGCGACCGCGUUCUCUCCGCUUACCAUGUUGACUCCGGCAAAAAAGACGUCGUUGUCGACGUCGAAAAGGCGUCAGUGGCCAUGAAAUUAUCCGAUGUGAGAAUUGUAGAUGCGCCUGGUGAUGGUUUGGAAUCGUUUUCCGGGCUCGAUCUCCCUCCGAUUAUAACCAAGCCGGCAAAAUUCAGCGAAAUGGUGAGCGAAGUGAAGAAGAGCAAGAACAAGAAGAAAGAACAGAGGAAUAUUACCAACAGCGCUGGUAGAAGGCUUCCUUCAUCAAAUGCAGCUAUAUCUCCCGGCUUCCGCCUUCGGAAUUCGCCGAGGAUUUCCAACAGGAAGAUCAACCAGGCCUGCCUCAGCCGGCGGAGCGUGUCAUCGAAUUCGAGCUCGAAGCGGAGGAGCAUCUCCGACAGCUUUGCAAUUGUCAAGUCAUCGUUUGAUCCCCAGAGGGAUUUCAGGGAAUCAAUGGUGGAGAUGAUCAUGGAGAACAACAUCAAGGCGUCCAAGGAUAUGGAAGAUCUACUUGCAUGUUAUCUUUCUUUAAAUUCUGAUGAGUACCAUGAGAUGAUCAUCAAGGUGUUCAAGCAAAUCUGGUUUGAUCUCACUGACAUUGGGUCCAAGUAAUUACAAAUUACAAAUUUCGAGAAAACAAAAAAAACUGUUAACUGUAAAUUGUUAGUCUUAAUUUCCUUGGUUAGUUUGUCUUGUUUCUAAUAAAUUUCCUUACUUUUUAA
Molecule: messenger RNA, 1376 nt
Organism: Pyrus x bretschneideri (Chinese white pear)
Lineage: Eukaryota; Viridiplantae; Streptophyta; Magnoliopsida; Rosales; Rosaceae
Product: transcription repressor OFP2
Exons: 1
Coding region: 100-1266 (388 amino acids)
Biological process (GO): negative regulation of DNA-templated transcription
Molecular function (GO): DNA binding
Source: RefSeq, a predicted model, not a curated record